GCGGUGCUAGAGCUGUUCUCUACCUAAACUUAUUCCCGAGCUCCAAAUUCCAGCUGCACCUCCAACUGCGGGUUUGCUAUUGCGCCCGCAUUUUUGUCUACAGCAAUCAAUUCACUGCUUCAGCGAGCACCCAAUUCACGAUUCGGCGCCUUCACUAACUUUACUAUAAAAGCGAUCACCUGUCCGUGCCAUUGCUCUACCUGCAUCCUCGGUUCACGUACCUUCAACAACCAACAACAUCGGUACCCAGCAUUGCGCUCGAUCCUUGACUCGCCAUUUCAUCUACAUGCUUCAGUCAAUGUCGUGCAAAAGCCGACCGCCUCCGGAAUGCUGUUACGACUACCUAAGAGCCUCCAUUACCCUCUCACAAUCACCAAGGUCGAGAAACGCGUAGGCGAGUUCAUCGCUCGCAAUGAUGGCCUCUUCCUGUACUCGUAUACCACGAAAGUGACCGAAGGUAGCCGCUAUGACGACGAAGAGAAAGAAGUAGAAAAGAAAUUCGUCACCCAUUUCCCGAGCACCCUUGAAGGUACAAUCAAGGGGUGGAGGGUAUGGGAGGGCGAUGUCUUGACACAGCCAGUUGAUAUAUGUGAGAUCGAGGAGGAAUGUCCGCAUACUGUACAAUUCCUCGGCAUGUGUACCAAUUGUGGGAAGGACAUGACAACUGUCCAAGCAGACAGCGAGACCUCCGAUAUAGAUCGCGCACCUAUUCGCAUGGCGCAUGAUACUCCACAUUUGACCAUCAGCAGGGAAGAAGCAAGCAAAAUAGACGAAGAAGCCAAACGUCGCCUACUAUCCUCUCGCAAGCUGUCAUUAGUGGUGGACCUUGAUCAGACAAUCAUACAUGCUGCUGUCGAUCCCACGAUAGCUGAAUGGAUGAAGGACAAAGAUAAUCCUAACUAUGAUGCUGUCAAAGACGUACGCUCGUUUCAACUCCUCGAUGACGGGCCUGGUAUGCGGGGAUGCUACUACUAUAUCAAACUGCGACCCGGACUCGCCGAGUUCCUCGACCACAUCUCACAGCUGUACGAAUUGCAUAUCUACACUAUGGGUACGCGCCAGUACGCCCAGCAGAUCGCCAACAUCGUCGACCCGGAUCGAAAGUAUUUCGGCGACAGAAUCUUGAGUCGAGACGAAAGUGGAAGUAUGGUUGCCAAGAAUCUUGAGAGACUCUUCCCGGUCGAUACAAAGAUGGUGGUUAUUAUUGACGACCGAGGCGACGUCUGGAAGUGGAACGCCAACCUCAUUCGGGUCACCCCAUUUGACUUCUUCGUGGGCAUCGGUGAUAUCAACUCCAGCUUCUUGCCCAAGAAGGAAGAAAUACAAGGCACACCCAAACCAGAGCCCGAGAAAGCAACAGAGAACGGUACGAAGAGCAAGGAAAACGGCGACAAGGAAUCAAACGGGACUGCGGAGGAUGAAGCUUCGACAAAUGGUACCUCAGCCCUAGAGCAGCUCAUGGCAAUGAGUGGUGGAGAUGAUCCAACUGUACGGGAGCUGCAGAACAAGGGCCAGGAGGAACUCAUUACCUCCCAAUUGGAAGAGAAACCUCUCCUCAAGAUGCAACUACAGCAGGACGAGAAAGAUGAAGCUGAGGCAGUGGCCAAUGGCGAUCCCGCCGCUCCUCAGUCUACUGAAUCCGACUCGGGUGAUUCCUCUGACUCCUCAGAGACGAGUGGAUCAGGCACACCAAAAGGAAAAGCGCGCCACAGCAUUUUGAAGAACGACGACGAAGAGCUCAUACAUCUCGAGUCUACUUUGACCACGGUGCAUGCAGCAUUUUUCACUGAAUAUGAUCGCAAACGACUGGGAGGGAAAGGUGGUCGGGUUGCAGCCCUUACCGGGAAGCGAAAAGCACCUCUACCAAACGCCGAGCAUGACGACAGUACGCCCGUGGACUUGCUGUUUGUGCCCGACAUCAAGACAGUAAUGCCGGCCAUGAAAUCGAAAGUCUUGUUUGGUGUUACCGUUGUGUUCAGUGGUGUCUUACCUCUGGGUACUGACAUACAGAAUGCGGACAUCAGCACUUGGGCGAAGAGUUUUGGAGCAAAGAUCACUGACAGAGUGUCGCGCGAGGUGACGCAUGUUAUCGCCGCCCGACCUGGUACGGCCAAGGUCAAGCAAGCAGUAAAACGUGGCAUCAAAGUGGUUGGAACUGCUUGGCUGAUAGAGUCAAUGCAGCAGUGGCGCAAACUGGACGAGAGGCCCUACUUGCUGGAAGGUGCUGGGGAUCAGAGACUAGACCCGUCCAGUGAGGCGGGAGAACAAGUCGACAAGCCUAAUGACGCUGCGAACGACUUCCUCCUCGAGUCUUCCGAAGGCGAGUCCACAGGUUUCGAUACAGAGGACGAUCAGCCAGCAAAGAAGAAAUUGAGAUUAGACGUCAACAAUGACGCGAAUGCAGCAACUGAAGAAUCGGAAGAAUUCCUCGAUGAUGGCAGUCCGAUCACCAUCAAUCAAGACGAAUGGGCGGAUAUCGAUGCCGAGUUGAAGGAAUUCAUGGGUAGCGACGUCGACAGUGAGAGUGACAACGACUCGGUGUCAUCAGCACUUAGUGUCCGGGAACGUCGCGUUAACAAGAGGAGACGAGAUGAGGGCGAAGACGGCGACCAAUCGGGCAGUGACGCGGAGCGGCCCCCAGUAGCGAAGAGGAACGGCACUGGAAGUGCCCUCAAGACUGUUGCUAAUGUCAAUAGCGAGCCGGGUACGGAAACGAACACUCCGAAUGUCAACGACACAGAAGAGCAGAUCCGGGAAGAACAGCGAGAAGUCGAGGAAGCACAGGAACUGGAGGAAGCAGAAGUAGAGGACUCGGAUGACGAACUAGCCAGGGAACUGGAGCGCGAACUCGAAGAGGCCGAUGCUGAGGAUGAGCUCAAAGCUUAAAAUGAUAACUGAGCUUGAUCAUGCCCCUUUUGGUUAUGAGAAGCUCUUUGGGCCUGAUCUCAGUUGAAUGUGGUUAGCAUUUGGCGGUGAUUGAUUUCGCAUAGCGAGGCGUCUGGCUGAGGAUUUGGGGCGUGAAAUGCAUUGGCAGGCGUGGUCAUGUAUUCUGGAUAUCAUGGCAUGGCACAUGCAAUUGCGGACUCACAGCGCGCAUAUUAUGAGCUUCUGCACAAUGGGCUUGA
Exophiala viscosa is the source of this 3125-nucleotide messenger RNA. Its product is annotated as protein phosphatase. Gene Ontology annotation, cellular component: nucleus. The record is from RefSeq and is a predicted model, not a curated record. Lineage: Eukaryota; Fungi; Ascomycota; Eurotiomycetes; Chaetothyriales; Herpotrichiellaceae. Gene Ontology annotation, molecular function: RNA polymerase II CTD heptapeptide repeat phosphatase activity. The transcript has 4 exons. Bases 328 to 2886 code for a protein of 852 amino acids.